AUGGAUCCCCGCAAUGCGGAGGCAGAUAUAACUGAACUGACUCAAUUAGUCCUGACGACACUCAACCAUUCAAUCAUCAUUCGAGAACUCACAAUGUACUACGAACCGGGAGUGACUGACCAUAACCUCCCCCAUGAUCCAUUCAAGUUCAACAAUCUAACUUUCGACCCGCCGUACGUGAUGUUCUCGUCGAACCAGACGGUCGAGGGCGGUCGCAAAGACACCGUGAUCAACGCCGAGACCACCGGCCAGUUUGUCUGGAACCUGGCGACGUGGGAUCUGCGCAAGGCUGUCAACGUCUCUGCGCAGCAGUUCCCCUACGGCGUGGACGAGUUUGCGCACGCCGGCGUCACUAAGGAGCUGGCCACCACCAUGGACGUGCCCAUGGUGGCCGAGUCGCCCGUCAAGUUCGAGUGUCGCUACCACUCGACUGUGCGGCUGCCCGGCAAUCCGCCCAUGGGGUCGGUGGACGUGGUGAUCGGGCGGGUGGUUGCGGUGCACAUCAAGGACGAGGUGCUGACCGACGGGAAGCUAGACAUACGCAAGACGCUGCCAAUUGCGCGCUGCGGGUAUUAUGAGUAUGCGGUGAUUCGGGAAACGUUUGACAUGGUGAUCCCGGGCAUGUCGGCGGACGUGCUGUAUGGACUGGAGGGGGAUGCAAAGAAGAACCAGGAGCGGGGAAAGACUACCGAAUCGAGCCAGAAUUAA
Messenger RNA from Aspergillus terreus NIH2624, 708 nucleotides. RefSeq names its product flavin reductase family protein. The record is from RefSeq and is a predicted model, not a curated record. Gene Ontology annotation, molecular function: FMN binding. The transcript is spliced from 2 exons. The coding region runs from base 1 to 708 and encodes 235 amino acids. Lineage: Eukaryota; Fungi; Ascomycota; Eurotiomycetes; Eurotiales; Aspergillaceae.